AUGGCCCUAAACAGUCCCAAGCGUCUUAAGACGGCUGUGCCGCCAUGCGCAAAUUACUUAAGCACACCGCCACCAUCGGUAAGCAUUGGAUCACCACCACCGUUCAGUACACCCUCGUCCACGAAUGGGCAUCAGCAGCAUCAGAUCGGAACACUCAGCACAUCGUCACAGUUGCAACAAUCGUGGAACCAAAACAACAAUUGGUUCAGUGACGCUACCAGUCCCACCUCCAGCUGCAGCUCUCCGGAUGGGCAUCAACACCGAAGCUACGGUGGGCACAACUCAUCCGGCACACCGCAAACAUGGAACACUUCCAGUGGUGGCAGUGGUUCAGCCGAGAAGUCGGAAAAUAAGCGCGGCCGGCCGCGUUCCGAAGCACUGACGACGCUCAUGGUCGAGGGUUCGAUUUCGCCGUCCGCAAUAAAAUGCCGCUACUGCAAUCGAGUUUUCCCGAGAGAAAAGUCCUUGCAGGCACAUCUACGUACUCACACAGGUGAACGUCCUUACCUGUGCGACUAUCCAGGCUGCACUCGUGCCUUCACACAGAGUGGUCAAUUGAAAACGCACCAACGGCUGCACACCGGCGAACGUCCCUUCAUUUGCUCCGUCCCCCAUUGCCUAAUGCGUUUUACGCACGCAAAUCGUCACUGUCCCGAUCAUCCGCACGAUACACUCAAGCGGUGCGAUGACUUUGUUAUACAGACCGUGCCGGAACAGAACAGUGAGGUACUUAAAUGGUUAGAAAAGUAUCGCACCGAGCGAGAGGAUCGUACACCAACACGAAAAACACCCAAGCGCAACAACACAACAAACGGAAGUAGUUGUGAGAAUGGAAGUGGCACAACGGAUGGUGUGCCCCAGAAUGAAAAUGAAAACCGUCGACCACAUUUGACACCGCGGGCUGCUAAUAAUGAAAAUUUCCUCCCGACGGGUGUAAAUGGAACCGUAAAUGGAGUAGUAGCGGAUUCAGGUUGUACUGCGGGUCUAGAUAACCAGCUCCUGUUGUCACCGAUUACACCGAACAAUUCAUACAAAUCAAGCCGUAAGGGAUUGAUGGACAUGAACGCUUGUAUGAGCCAUACCAUCAGCCCAGUAACGACGAAGCCGAAAAAUUCGCGUCCGAAAUUAAUUCAGUGGCAGGAACCUACGAGCCAGGAGGAAGAUGAAUCCGGCGAUGAAUGUUUUGCUCCGUCGAAACAAUCGACGUUCAACCCGAAGAAGAAAUGGUUGCGUGACGCUUGGCAGGACGAUCUUGCUAAACCGUUGGAACCGAAUCUGAUCUCGCAGAAGCUGUUUUCGUCUACGACUUCCACGAUGGCACUGAAGCAACAGCUGCAUCAGGAAAGUGUCACCACAAUAUCCCCGUCCAAAAGGCAACUUCUUGGUGUGACGGGUCAUAACAAGCCUUUGCCACGGAUGGAAGGCAUCGGUCAUGGCGGUGUCUUACCGUUGCCGGUAAUGUGCACCGUUCCACCGGCAACAGUUGAUCCCAACCAAACUCGACCAACGGUUUUGAUGGUAGCCAGCAAGGACUGUGCCCGUCCACUGUCGGACAAGCCAGCUGCAGCAAUGCAAGCAAAUAACACCGCUUCAAACUGUAUCAAUUUUUCCCCUAAACCGGAGGAAAACAAUCGUAAAUUACAGGGAGCAUUGGCGUUAAUACAACUAGCAGCAAAAGAUGCGGUACUGCGAGACUCAUUUGACGUAUCGCACGUGGAAGAAACUUUUCUGUCCGACCAUACCACGCUAUACGACAAUGAAAUGACGUUAUCGCGCUCAGUUGAUGAAACGAAUGGUCACUUGCUUAUACCGGAAGGAUAUGCUACAGAAGUGAACGGUUUAGACAGGUAUUCUUAA
Molecule: messenger RNA, 1857 nt
Organism: Anopheles marshallii
Lineage: Eukaryota; Metazoa; Arthropoda; Insecta; Diptera; Culicidae
Product: sal-like protein 1
Exons: 2
Coding region: 1-1857 (618 amino acids)
Biological process (GO): central nervous system development; regulation of transcription by RNA polymerase II
Cellular component (GO): nucleus
Molecular function (GO): DNA-binding transcription factor activity, RNA polymerase II-specific; RNA polymerase II cis-regulatory region sequence-specific DNA binding
Source: RefSeq, a predicted model, not a curated record